AUGGCUGAUGACCAGGCGAAAAUAGAAAAGAGAAAGUUCCGCUAUGGAGAUGAGGAGAAGGAGAGGUUUAACAGGAUACUAAACUACUAUGAAGGGACACAUAACUUUCACAAUUUCACCGCACGAACAAAAGCAGAGGACCCUGCGGCCAAACGAUACAUUGUCUCGUUCAAUGCUAAUGUUGUAAUCAGCAUUGACGGACUUGAAUUUGUCAAGUGCGAGGUCGUGGGCCAGAGCUUCAUGCUUCACCAAAUAUGCAAAAUGAUUGGUCUUGCUGUGGCCAUCAUGAGGAAUUGUUCUCCUGAGUCGUUAAUUCAAACUGCUUUUGAUCCGAAGGUAAAUAUAAAUGUGCCUAUGGCCCCGGCGGUGGGUUUGUACUUGGACGAGUGCUUUUUCUCGUCGUAUAACAAAAAGUGGAAGGACAGCCAUGAAGAGCUCUCGAUGAGGGAUUAUGGGGACGAGGCUGAAGAGUUCAAGAAUAAGUACAUUUAUUCCCAUGUUGCCACAACUGAGCACAAGGAUGGGUCAGUGGCACUUUGGCUGCACUCUUUGAACUACCGUAAUUAUCCGGAUUUACAUUUUACUAGGGGCAAUGGCUCAGGCGGUGAUGGCAAGGGGAGUGGGUUUGUGAAUGGUUGUACUCUAUCUGAUGUGAAACAUGUGGAAGUUGAAAAUAUGGAUGAGUAA
Striga hermonthica is the source of this 687-nucleotide messenger RNA. The record is from the annotation of a GenBank genome assembly. NCBI's taxonomy places the organism in Eukaryota, Viridiplantae, Streptophyta, Magnoliopsida, Lamiales, Orobanchaceae.